This is a messenger RNA of Diabrotica balteata, 1791 nucleotides long. NCBI's taxonomy places the organism in Eukaryota, Metazoa, Arthropoda, Insecta, Coleoptera, Chrysomelidae. The record is from the annotation of a GenBank genome assembly.
UUGUGUUUGGAAUUUUAAACGCAUAAUUUAUUUCAAAAAUUACAUUACUUAAAAUUUUUAUCAAACUAAGAGCAAGCCAUUACGAAAAUGAACUGGCACAAUAACGGACCAAAUGUAGAUCACAAUUCAUAUCAUGUAUCCUCUUCUACUUGUGACAGUCCUUCUUCAGAUGCAUUGGUAAUUGAUGAAGAUCGUGAUACAGAUACAGAACCUCUUCAAGAGCUUGAUCCUUUGUUUCAAAGAAAUCAUGGGAGAAGGUUACCAGAGCUACCGAACAAUCAGUAUCUAACACAAGAUCGUCGUAACCAACCUAGUGAAUUUCGUAAUUCGAGAAGAACUCGCCGAAACAAGAGUAAUCCGCAAGGAAAGGAAAAUAUUAACAUGGCAAAUGGAAAUGGGUACCAGAACCACGUAAAUGGAUACAAUCAAAGUAGAGAAUAUUAUAAUCAGACUCGACAACCUCUCAGUCCUUCGGCGUACAAUCCAAAAAAUUAUUUUAAAUCGAAAACACAAGAUGAAGAAAUUAGAGAACCAAAAGGAUAUUCAUAUAAAGCAAACAAAUAUUUAGAAACGUAUGAUCGACAGAAAGAAGCUGAAAUAAAAAAUCAAAUUCAAACUCAAGAUUUUUAUAAUACUCAUGCAGUGGACACCUUGCAACCCAAUGGCAGGCAAGCAUCAGAUACGUUACCAGCUAAUAAAGAUAGUUAUUGUACACCUGAGAAUCGGGCUAAGGAAAUAAACAGUCAACAAGCAGUCAUUGAACAGCCGAUACAUACAUAUAAUGGUUCUCAUAAUAACUCGAAUAUUUCAAAGUUACCAGCAGUUCAGAAACAAAAAGAAGAAAUAGAUUAUGAAAUAAUCAAUGUAAUAGAUGAAAUACAAUCUGAACAUGAAAUUUUAAAGAAAAGUCUUGAAGAAAAACAUGCCGCUAUCAUAAGGCAUGCUUUACAAAACUCCUGCGCUCCACAACUAAGUCAAGAAUCGAUGACGGAUGGAACAAAUGGUUCUACUAAUUCCGUAAAAGAUGAAGUUUUACCAGAAGAUUCCCAAGAAAAUCAGACACCUACGAAGCCUAAAGGUCGAAGGAAAAACUUAAAAUCUAAGAACUCUACAAACGAAUUUGUGGAAGUGGAAACGCCACCACGAUUCAUGCAGAACAGACCACCAUUUCAGUAUCAAUAUCCAAUACCUCCAUCUGCUUACCAAAUGGCUGGAAUGCAUCCUCUCCAUCAAAUGUAUGCUAUGCACUCAGCGUUGCAACAAAAUCAAUCGUAUAAUAUACCAAAUAAUUUUGUUCCUCCCCAAUCUUAUACAACAACUCGAACUAUGUCAUAUUACAAUGUGCCAAAUUCAAUGCAGUCGAUGUAUACCAAUGGAAUUCAUCCAGCAAUGAAUUACAUGAAUAAUUACCAACCAUAUCAACCUAUUCCAGGUCAACAACAGAACUUUUACCAAUAUCCUAUUCCAAAUUAUUCGAUGUAUUAUCCAGAAACAGGUUAUGUUCCAUUUCGACCUAAUCACUUUGCAGGGGGUCAAUAUUCACAACAGAUUCCCAUCCCACCUGGUCAACCUACUAAAGAGGAUGCCAUUCCUUUACCGGAAGAUGUGUAUUCUUGUCAAGUAAGGACCAAAAAGUUUAUCGCAGAAUAUAAAAAUGGGGAGUAUGUUCUAGUACCAGAGGAGGGUGAACCAAAUGGGACAGCAAAUUACAGCGAAAAUUGAUGGAAAUUAAAAUGUGCAUAACAUCUUUGAGACGAAAAUGAACAAUACUCUAAAUUGAGAAUAACUAGC